Molecule: messenger RNA, 1014 nt
Organism: Glycine soja
Lineage: Eukaryota; Viridiplantae; Streptophyta; Magnoliopsida; Fabales; Fabaceae
Product: glycine-rich cell wall structural protein 1.8-like
Exons: 1
Coding region: 1-1014 (337 amino acids)
Source: RefSeq, a predicted model, not a curated record
AUGGCUUCUAUACACAGGCUUAAUAGUGUUCUUUUCUUUCUACUAUUGGCUCUUGGCAUUUCUUCUGCCAGAAGGGCCCUUCUCACUCUUGAUGGCGGCUAUGGUGUAGGCCCUGGCAUUGGUGGUGGUUAUGGUGGAUAUGGAGGUGGUAGCGGUGGAGGACAAGGUGGGGGUGUAGGGUAUGGUGGUGAUCAUGGAACUGGAUAUGGUGGUGGUGGUGGUGGUGGAAGCGGCGGUGGUGCGGGUUAUGGUGGUGGUGUAGAGCAUGGUGGUGGAGGUGGUUAUGGUGGAGGUAAAGGAGGUGGAGCUGGAGGAGGAUAUGGGGCUGGUGGAGAACAUGGUAUUGGGUAUGGAGGAGGAGGUGGAAGUGGUGCUGGUGGUGGAGGAGCUGGUGGGUAUGGUGAAGGAGGAGCACAUAGUGGUGGAUAUGGAAGUGGUGGAGGAGCUGGUGAUGGUGGUGGUGCAGGAGGAGAGCAUGGUGGUGGUUAUGGUGGUGGCCAAGGAGGUGGGGUUGGAGCAGGUGGAGGGUAUGGUGAUGGUGGAGCACAUGGAGGUGGUUAUGGUGGCGGCCAAGGAGGUGGAGCAGGUGGAGGGUAUGGUGCUGGUGGGGAGCAUGGUGGUGGAUAUGGCGGUGGUGAAGGAGGUGGAGCAGGUGGAGGGUAUGGUGCAAGUGGAGAACAUGGUGGUGGUUAUGGUGGUGGUCAAGGAGGAGGAAGUGGAGGAGGGUAUGGUGCUGGUGGAGAUCAUGGUGCUGCUGGCUAUGGUGGUGGAGCUGGAGGUGGAGCUGGUGGAGGCUAUGGUGCCGGUGGAGAACAUGGCAUUGGCUAUGGAGGAGGUGGUGGAAGUGGUGGAGGGAGUGGAGGAGGUUAUGGUGAUGGAGGAGCUCAUGGAGGUGGAUACGGUGGCGGCGCGGGUGCCGGUGGAGGAGGAGGGUAUGGGGCUGGUGGAGCACAUGGUGGUGGUUUUGGAGGAGGUGGUGGAAGUGGUGGUGGCCAUGGUGGCUAUGUUCCCUAA